AUGUAUUUCUGCGCUAACGUCAACAUAUUGAGCAGGCGGAACGAAUGGGUAUGGCUCUUCGGGGUUACUCCUGAUCAUCCGUCAUACACUCGAAUCCAUUGCUCUCAGACAUAUGAACAAGAAUCGAUGGGUGAACAAACAGCCGUGCCCUACCCACCAAAACCUCCGGAAAAUGUUACGCCUCAGAAAACAGUCCCUCUAACAGAUGUGUUUCCAAAAGAACUUCCAAAAGAGGAUACACAGAAGACGCAGUCCGAAAUGUUACCUCCCAGGCCAAAAGAACCACAUAAACCUAAGCCAGGACCUGCUGGCAGGACUGUUAGCCAGAGUCAUCCGCCUGAGGAAAAAGGAAUAGUGAUCAAAGAAGAAAAACAGAAAACUGGAGAGCGACCACGAAGCAAAACAAUCGCACCUACUCAAACUGCAAGCAUUGAGAGUGGAGACGGAGACGAACUUCAUGCUACAGAAGGCUCAGCAGUUGGUAGUAAGGAGAAAAAGUCAGUUGGCCCACUAAGCGGCUCGAAAGAAGGAGUCGGCCCACCCAGCGGCUCGAAGGAAAGAGUCAGUUCUCGUGAAGACGUCAUGUUAACAGCUGAAGACAAAGUGAAUAUAGGCGAAAAACAAGCGGUUAACUCUCAAAGACUAUGGCAAGACAAAUGA
This is a messenger RNA of Ostertagia ostertagi, 660 nucleotides long. The record is from the annotation of a GenBank genome assembly. Lineage: Eukaryota; Metazoa; Nematoda; Chromadorea; Rhabditida; Trichostrongylidae.